UAAAGAACAAGAGACAUGAGGCUGCCGACUGUACAACAACUUUUUCUUCUGUGUUUAUUUGGAUUUUUCGGAUGUUGGAGCGCAACAGAUGCCAGUCCUUUUGAUCAGUGGGAAGAUGGCUUAGAGUUACGAAAGGUGCGAGGCGUCCAAAAUGAUGAUUUGAGUGAUGUGUUGUGGAGAGAUCAGAAUGAGGAGCAAGUCCAGAACAUUUUCAAAAGAUUCCUGUUUCAUUACUCCAAAGCACGCAACUCUGUUGGAGCCGUACAACAAGAAUCUCACUCAGUUCAUCCUCUGAUGCGACUUUCACCCAAACUGUCCCAGAGGAGAAAGAAGGUGGUACUUCUGAAGAUUCGAAGUCUGCCAGAGGGGAUGUUGUAAAAGAAAAAAAAUGAAAAGUGAAGGAAAUUCUGCCCAUGGAAGAAAAGCAGCUGCUCCAUCUCUGGACUACGGAUCAACCUGUUCUGAGCCCCUCUGGAUUGUCUCUCCAUCUAGAAAACAACUUUUUUUGUAAAUAGAAAAUAAAUUACAUGUAAAAGAUGGAAAAACAGAACCACUCUGCUAUGGCUGCCAUGUGUCUUGAUGCUUCCAAAUGUUAGCUGUUCUGACUGGAUGGGAACUGUUACCAGGAACAUACUUAGCAUAAUGUUUAAAACACAAGACAGGGCUACGAGAUACGAACUCCAAAUG
Melanotaenia boesemani (Boeseman's rainbowfish) is the source of this 687-nucleotide messenger RNA. RefSeq names its product neuromedin S (gene nms). The coding region runs from base 16 to 378 and encodes 120 amino acids. The transcript is spliced from 7 exons. The record is from RefSeq and is a predicted model, not a curated record. Lineage: Eukaryota; Metazoa; Chordata; Actinopteri; Atheriniformes; Melanotaeniidae.